This is a messenger RNA of Linepithema humile (Argentine ant), 2176 nucleotides long. NCBI's taxonomy places the organism in Eukaryota, Metazoa, Arthropoda, Insecta, Hymenoptera, Formicidae. The record is from RefSeq and is a predicted model, not a curated record.
AUGCGCUUGGUAGCCAUAACAAUUUUAUUAGCAGUAGCCUGCUUCAGCCCGGGCAGAUCUCAGAAAACUGAGAUCUCAGCUAAGGAGAUCGAUAUCGCGCCAGCCCUGGCAAAGCUCGACAAAAACCUGCGACAGGUGUUGUUGAAGACGCUGACAGACCUGGAGGCUGAGUCGGCGGAGCAGCGGAAGGAUGAGGAUGAGAAAUCGCUUAUCAUGACUGCCGAGAAGAGCUACGACGAGGUCGUCAAGAGAAAUCUGAAUAAAAACCUCGGCGUGAUAUCAAAGGCAUCCUUCUCGUUCAACGGUUUCCCGGGAGAUGAAGAAAUUCCCAAUGAGGAGAAGCUGCAGAACUCUAGCUUUAUCGAGUCGAAAAAGUACGCUUCCUCGUCGGCGACGACCAUAGAAAAAGCGAGUCGCGACGACGCCGGAAGUUUUCACGUGCACAAUAUAAUUGUGCCGGACAAAACUUCGACAACUCACUCGCCGCGAACCGAGUCCAAGGUAGAUUCGCUGGAGUUGAGGAAAACUUCCGCGAGCUCGUCCUCGGUCAGCAAAAUCGACAGCAUCACGCUGAAGCCGAUCACGCAAAUAUCGGAGAGCUUGACGCAAAGCGCGAGUAGCAGGAUCUCGAGCGCGAACACGCUGAUCGCGCCGAAACCGACCGCGUCUAGUCCGACAGUUUCGCCGAAGAGCAACGUCACCUUGGAGUUUGGCAAGAAGGAAAAAGUUCAAGCGGAGGAGGUGAAGAUUUUCCAAGCUCCUCUGGUGGCGGCUUUCACGGUGCAGCAGGACGAGCUGGGCGUGCCGAAGAGCGUGGUGCCGAUUUACAGGCAGACCGGCGACGGACAGGCUCUGACUUUGCAAGAGCAGUUGGAGUUCAAGCAGAAGUUACUGGAGCAGCAACUGGCGGAGCUGCAGCAGCAGCAGAUCCAUCAGACUCAAUUUCUCAUCAGGCAACGCCAGCUCUACGAGCAGCAGCUGAGACAAAAGCAGCAGCAGCAGCAGCUGUAUCUCCAAGAACAGGCCAGGAUCAAGCAAUUUGAGGAGCAGGCUAAAAUCAAACAAUUGGAGGAGCAACGUUUCAAGCAGCUGGAGCAGCAGAGAAUCUAUCAUUUGCAGCAACAGAAUCACUUCCCGUUGCAGAAGCAGCAGAUCUUCGAGCAGGCAAAUUUCAUAUUGCCGCUCCAACCGUCUUUGGAGUCCGCCGUUCAUCUCCAACCGAGCGUGUCCUUGGAGCUUCCCACCGCUGCUUCGCCGCCGUUGUUCCGCACAAAUUACCAGGAACAACAGCUGCAUUUCCAACAGCUUCGUCAACAACCCCAACCGCACCAGCAGCUCCAGCAACCGCACCAGCAGCUCCAGCAACCACAUCAACAGCGACUGCAAAAUUUCGUUUCGUUUCCCACCGAUUUCCAGCCGCCUGUGGUUCCGGCCACGAGAUUCAACAGACAAGAGGCCUUCAAUGCGGUCGGUAAUUUCGGUUUCAAUCUAGACAACAAGCAGUCGCCUCCGUCCAAGAAUACCUUCAAUUUCAACGUGCCAGCGAGAAAUCCGAGUACAUUCGUUUACAAUCCCUACGUGCAAUACAGACAAGUACCGGUGAGAGCGCAGACGCCCGCCAAGCAGAUCCAACGCUUGCUAUAUCAAUCGGGCGUCGCCGGUGAGUUGGGCAACGUGCAGGGUCCGGGUGCCGAAGAUCUCAACAUCGUGUCCAAGGUAUUGGCACUUCACGUCGGAGCGUUGCCUAACAAGAACUAUCAGUUCAGCACGAGUAAUCGCGGCAAGCUGAACGCGUGAGUAGCCAGACGAGUAUACCGAUAUAAAAUUUCGACGAGUCGUGUAAAUUACUACAGGACGAUAUUAGCGAGGUGAAAUCGAGCUCUCUGUCUUUCCUUUCUCUUGUUUCUCUUUACUCUCCCUUACCUAUCUUCUUUUACCUCGUCGUCUCGAUCUGUCUUUUAUUAUCUACGUAGAAUUUAAUUUCUCGAAACUUUGAAUCCGCGACACACACACGUACACGAUGACAGGGUCGCGGCGAUAUAUAAAGUAUUGCAAAAAGAUUCAAAAGAAUAGAUAAUGACAAUGAAUACAAAAUGCUUAACCAACGUAGAUUGAAAGAUGAACUUUUUUAGAAAGAGAAGCAAUUUUUGAUUUUUAAUUUAUUAUUUUGCUUGCA